Leptinotarsa decemlineata (Colorado potato beetle) is the source of this 544-nucleotide messenger RNA. Its product is annotated as para-nitrobenzyl esterase. Lineage: Eukaryota; Metazoa; Arthropoda; Insecta; Coleoptera; Chrysomelidae. The record is from RefSeq and is a predicted model, not a curated record.
ACGGUAGCGAUACAAUAUUCACUACACCCAUCGCCAGACAUGCCUAUCUUCAGUCGAAGUACACAGAUGUUUAUUUUUACCAAUUUUCAUACAAGGGAAAGCUAGGACAAAUGGAAAUUACAUAUAAGGGAGCUGAAGGAGUAGGACACGCAGAAGAGUUGAAAUAUCUGUUCCGGGACUCAUCAAAUGCUGACUUGAAUGAGUUUCCCCAGGAAGAUGUGAAGACCCAUCAACGCAUGAUUGAUUUGUGGACACAGUUCAUCAAAUACAUGAAUCCUACCAAGAAUCCAAGUGAACUUACCAACAAUCUGUCGUGGCCGAAGGUGACUCAAGAAAAUUUUGCAUAUUUGGACAUCAACUCAGAUUUGACAGUGGCAGUUGGGCCCAAGAAGUACAAGGAUUUCAGUGAAAUAUACGCUGAAUAUGCUGAUGAGAAAUUGGAUACCUACUAGGAUAUUCCAUAUGUUUUAUUUGAAAUGUAUACUUUCGUCUAAUUAUAUUGCUUUAACGUCAAAUCGAAUAAAUAAGCAGCAAUUGAACUCAA